Messenger RNA from Leptidea sinapis, 4333 nucleotides. RefSeq names its product alkyldihydroxyacetonephosphate synthase (gene Agps). The transcript has 9 exons. Gene Ontology annotation, biological process: lipid biosynthetic process. The record is from RefSeq and is a predicted model, not a curated record. NCBI's taxonomy places the organism in Eukaryota, Metazoa, Arthropoda, Insecta, Lepidoptera, Pieridae. Bases 47 to 1558 code for a protein of 503 amino acids. Gene Ontology annotation, molecular function: alkylglycerone-phosphate synthase activity; FAD binding.
AGCAAAUGUUCCCCGACACAAUUCUAUAAUCGUCGUGUGUUAUAAAAUGUCAUCAAAUGAUAAAAUAAAUCCAAAUAUGUCGGAAAAUGCGGAUCGAAUAAAUAAAACUAUAGGUGACGUACAGUGUGUUAAAAAUAAAGGUGAUUUUAUUCAUAAAAGCGGGCCCAAGAUUCACGAAAGUACAGAGAUUAAAGUUAAAAGCGCUAUUCCUAGGAGAAGACAGGAUCUGUUGAAAUGGUACGGCUGGGGCUACCAGGACUCCAAGUUUCAGCUCGUCAACGAAAAGGCCACAUUUACUGGAGACAGGUAUUUAAUUGGAGGAAAACAUUUGCCACACUUACUGGAUUUCGCCAAAGAAAAGUUCGACUUGGACCUGACACAGCCACCCAAGAUACCUGCCCUGCCCACCACGUUUCCACCGAGCAUCCUUUCUGAAUCUCAACGCAAGGAGUUGGAGAGUAUAGCAGACGUCAGCACAGAAGGCUUGGACCGACUGAUGCGGUCUCACGGCCAGACCCUACACGAAGUGUCCAACUUGAGGAACGGCACCAUGCCGAGGAUACCUGAUGCUGUCGUGUGGCCAGAGAAUCAUGAUCAGGUAGAGCAAAUAGUGAGAUGUGCGUCGACACACAAGCUGGUGAUAAUCCCAUUCGGCGGUGGAACUUCUGUGUCCGGCUCCAUCUCGUGUCCCGAGCGGGAGACCAGAGCCAUCGUGGCCCUGGACACCAGCGCCAUGAACUCCAUACUGUGGCUUGACAAGGAGCAGCUGCUUGCUAGAGUCCAGGCAGGUAUUGUCGGACAGGACCUGGAGAGAGAGAUGAGGACCCGCGGGUUCACCGUGGGCCACGAGCCCGACUCGUACGAGUUCUCGACCCUGGGCGGCUGGGUCGCCACCCGAGCGAGCGGCAUGAAGAAGAACACGUACGGGAACAUUGAGGACCUCGUGGUACAGACCAAGAUGGUGACUCCCACCGGCGUCAUAGAGAAAGGGAGCUGCGCGCCGCGAGUGUCGUGCGGCCCGGAGUGGGAACACGUGGUGCUGGGCUCCGAGGGCUGUCUGGGAGUCGUCACAGAGGACCUGGCCUUGGAGUACGGCGUGGUGGCGGAGUCGUUCGAGACCUCAGUCCCGUGGGAGCGGACUCUGGCGCUGUGCCGGAACACCAAGCGGCGCCUGCGGGACGAGUGCCGCGCCCGGAACAUCUCCCACUAUCUCAUCUCGUGCAGACUCACGCAGACAUAUGAUGCCGGCUGCUGUAUUUACUUCUACUUCGGGUUCAACUCGCAAGGGUUGGCGGACCCCGUGCGGGAGUACGAGCUGAUCGAGGAGGCGGCGCGUGACGAGAUCAUCGCAUCUGGAGGUUCAAUAUCCCACCAUCACGGCGUGGGCAAGCUGAGGAAGAAGUGGUACACGCAGGCGGUGAGCGAGCCAGGCCGGCGGCUGCUAGUGGCGGCUAAGACCACGCUCGACCCUGACAAUAUAUUCGCGCUGAACAACAUGGUGCUGGAGCAGCCGGGCCCCGGCGAGGGGGCAGCGGGGGUGGCCAGGAGCAAGCUGUAGAUAUAGAUGUGACCGUCCAGUGGUCUGACCAUAUUGUGUUUAGGUUAGAAGGGCUGUAGACGUUCAACGGUAACCCGGACGCUAAUAAUGGUUCAUGAAGUCAUCACCUGAUCAGGAUACUUGAAACAAUCACCUCGAUCGAUCAAAUCUUGGUAGUUACUAGUACAAAAGGUUCAAAAAGACUUAAGUUAAGUAUAAUAAUAUGUACCAACUCAAAAAAAUAUACAACUGACCAAAUAUGCAAACAAUUAAUGUUAUUUUCCACAUUUAUUAUUUACAUGAUAAUUUAUGUAUAAGUUAGUAUGUAGCUCACCAGUAAGUACUAUAUUUGAAUAAAAUAAUUCAGCCUUCAGGAGUUAAAGGUAAUUGAUGAUUGGUCACUUAUUUCAAUUCCAAUUAUUUAUUUAUUGUAUAAAGAGGUUACCUGAUAAGAACUAAUCAAUGUUUUCAUUUAAAUUACUUAUAACUUCUAGUUUUUUUUUAAUUUUAUUUGAUUCUAAAAUAUAAACUAAAAUAUUAAAGUAUCAAAUAAAAUACAAGGACUAGUAGGUAGUAGUAGUAACUAACAGGUUUCAAAGCACGGGUCACCCAUUUCAUUUUUAAGUGUUUUCUCUGUUUAUAUAUACAUAUAUAAGUAUAUAUGUUAUACCUACCCUAAAACCGAUGAACUGAACGCUUUCAUGGAAGACUCAUUUUGGUACCUUCGUUCAUUAAAUUAUACAAAGUUCAUCUUUAUUUAAACAGGACUGUUCAUUACCACCUAUUAACUAUAUAAUAUAACUAGCUGACCAGACAGACGUUGUUCAGUACAUAAUAAAUAAAAUACUGUUCUUGAUGAAUUUGUCAAUAAUUUUUCAUUGUAACAUAUUAUGCUCCUUGUUAUAAUAAAAUUAUUUCACAGCAGAACUGUCACACCGUGCGUCAAUAAAUUCUCUCACAGAAAAUAUGUCCAUACAAAACAAAUAUUGGAAAUAAAAAUAAUUAUGGGUCCCAAAUCGAAAUUAAAACUAUCCUAUCUCUCAAGUUGGACUAAACUGCACUGCAUGAAGUAAUCCCCAUUAAAAUCCGUUCAUUAGUUUAGGAGUCAAUCGCGGACAAACAACGUGUCACGUAAUUUAUAUAUAUUACUAGCUGACCUGACAGACGUUGUUCUGUAGAUAGUAAAAAAAAUACUGUUUUAUAGGAAUUUGCCAAUAAUAUUUCAAAACAUCAAAAAUUAUUUCGUAAAUAAUGCUCCCUGUUGUUACAAUGAAAUUGUUUCACAGCGGACCUGUCAAACCGUGCGUCACUAAAUUCUCUCAUAAAAAAAUUAUGGACCCCAAAUCGAAAUAAAAACUACCCUAUUUCUCAAAUUGGACCAAACUGCACUCCAUGAAGUAAUCCCCAUUAAAGUAAUCCCCAUUAAAAUCCGUUCAUUAGUUUAGGAGUCCAUCGCCAAUUUAUAAUAUAUAUUAAGAUAAGAUAUUAAAUUUAAUAAAAUUAUUAUUUUAUAAAACAUGCAGAGGAAUGAAUUAUAUACCUUAUCAAAGUAAAAGUAACGCCUGACUCUUUUUUAACAGCAAAGUGUUGAAAACUAAAAUGUAAUAUGUACUAUGAUUAUCUAUUUAUUCUGUAAUUUUAAAUCAUUCUGUUAUCAUAGUAUCAGGCUUUUUGUUUCUUAUUUGACAAAUAUAGUCGCUGUCAUAUUUUAUUCACAUCAAGGAUCGAGUGUGACCAUGUGUCUGCGUUGUAGAGACGUCAUCUUCAUUAGUCAUAUUAGCAGAUAUUAUUGCAUAAAAGUGUUUUUGGUCGACCAAUGUGCAAAUGAGAGUGCAGUCGUCGAGUUUUCUUCUCACCGGCUGUGUGAGGGCGGAAGGAGGGUGUCAUUGCGGUGCCCUAUACCCUGGCACUUCUUCUCCCAAGACGUUGGGAGAGUCAUUGGGUAUACUUGGUCGUCGCUACAUGCUGGGGGCACAUCGGUAUGUGUUUUUGUUGUGAUUUUGUGUUUUUUUUUUUCUGUUUUUUUUUCGUUUUCCCUUAGCUUGUAGCUUAGGCUGUCAGUCUGUCAGUUUUCGUCGUUUUCGAGGUCUUGUGGAGUUUUCGUCCUCCUCUUCAAUUAUACAGUCCCUGGAAUACGCCUUCAUUUUUCUUCUACCCUCUUCAUCCGGGGGUCUUGCGUGUAGCGGGGCAAUUCCCACCAGAUGUGGGUGUGAAGUGGCAUCUGUUCGCCGGAACAUAUCUGUUGUAAGCCUUCGUACGAAGGCGUCUAUAUUUUCAAUCCUUAUCUUUGGCGAUCGUUGCGUUUCGUACGUAAAGCGGUGCCCCCACUAUGGCACGCAACGCCAGGUGUUCUUGUGCUUGCAGGCGAUCCCGGUUCCACGUGGUAAGAAAGGGAUACCAAGCUGCUGCUGCAUAGGUUAGUCUGGACCGUAUGUACGUUUUAUAAAUCAUUAAUUUUGUUCCUAGUGGCUGCUUGGACCGAAGGAUGGGUAGUAGUUUGGCGCGGGUUCCCCUCGCCAUCCCUAUGGCUUUAUCUAUGUGCUUCUUAAAGCUGAGUCUCCGGUCAAUGGUUACUCCCAGGUAUUUGACGUCCGGCCUCCAUGUGAGUUCAUCCGACAUCAGCUUCAAGGGUGAGGGUAGUUUCGUAUUCCGUGAUGAUCGCCUGCGUUUUCGCCACAUUCACCACGAGUCUCCAUUUGUUUAGCCAUUGGGGCAGAGCUUCUAGAGUGGUUGAGUGAAAUGAUCGCUUAAAUUAAAUUUCUAUCUACCUUCAUCUGGGGAGGUAACUGUUUUACG